This is a messenger RNA of Tricharina praecox, 894 nucleotides long. RefSeq lists its product as uncharacterized. The record is from RefSeq and is a predicted model, not a curated record. The coding region runs from base 248 to 808 and encodes 186 amino acids. NCBI's taxonomy places the organism in Eukaryota, Fungi, Ascomycota, Pezizomycetes, Pezizales, Pyronemataceae. The transcript is spliced from 2 exons.
CCGUUACACACUCCUUUCCAGCUUCAACCGCCCACCCCCGUUUGCCGUCGUCCGUCCUCGUUUCCUUCCCGCACAAGCAAACGAACGAACGAUCAAUCGAGCGAAUCAUCAGCCCGCAAGCCCUCCACCACCACGCACUUCCGCGCUCCCCACCGCCCCCUAUCGCCGCCUGCGCCGCCCAUGCCCGCCACCGGCACACACUAGCCCACACCCCACCUCCUUACCUCACCCUCUACCUCACCACGCAAUGCAGCCACCACCACCACCGCCGCUCUCCCCCGUGCCGGAGGACUCAAUCUUCAUCUCCCGGAUCCCCUCCCGCUCAGAGCCAUCUCUACACCAGCAGCCGCACUCCACACCGCCCCCCUCCCGAAGCGGCGGCCUCGGCGCGCCCCACUCACGACACUCCACCGGCGGCGCGGGGGGCGCGCGCGGCCCGCGCGUACCGCGCCGCCAGCCGCCUACGCACCCUCACCCGCGGCCGGUGUCGUUUCCGCCGACGUCGGCGAUGCGCGCCAGCUGCGAUCUGGUCUAUGAUGGUAAUGGGUCGAAGGAGAGUAUCAUCGCGUCUGAGUACCUGAGGCAGGUUGGGGGGGAGUAUUAUGGGCCGAGGAUUGUGAGGGGUUUCGAUCUUGAGGGGGGAGGGGGGAGGGGUGGGGGGACGGAUACUGUGACCGUCGCGAGCAGUAUGAGUGAAGAGGUCGAGACGAGGCCGCUCUACAGACGCACUUGGGUCAUCGCUAUAUACGUCGGGAUAAUGUUUACCAUCAUUGCGCUGGCGGCGGCGCUGGGCGUCGUGCUCAGCUAACCGCCACUACCACCGGUACACUGCCUGCAGGGGCUGGGCGUUUAUAUUCUUUUCGGUUCCUUUCGCGGGUUCUGGAGGGAGGGAGG